Taeniopygia guttata (zebra finch) is the source of this 1844-nucleotide messenger RNA. Its product is annotated as bone morphogenetic protein 8B-like. Gene Ontology annotation, cellular component: extracellular region. The record is from RefSeq and is a predicted model, not a curated record. Gene Ontology annotation, molecular function: growth factor activity; cytokine activity. Lineage: Eukaryota; Metazoa; Chordata; Aves; Passeriformes; Estrildidae.
AUGGGGCCGGGGCGCUGGGCGGGCGGGGGGCGGCGUGGGGCCGUGGCGUUGCUGUGGGUGGCGGCCGUGCUGUGCCAGCUGGGCAGCGGCAGCGUCCUCCGCCGCCGGCUCCACGCCGCCGGGGUCCCGCAGCGGCGGCUGAGCGGCGGCGAGCGGCGGGACGUGCAGCGGGAGAUCCUGGCCGUGCUGGGGCUGCCCGGCCGGCCCCGGCCCCGCGCCCCCGCCCGCGCCCCCGCCGCCGCCGCGCCGCUCUUCAUGCUCGAUCUGUACCACGCCGUGGCCGGCGAGGAGGAUGAGGAGGAGGGUGAGGAAGCGGCGGUGUCGCGCCCGGUGCUCACCGGGCUCAGCACUCAGAGCCCCCCGCCCGGUAGCGUCGUGAGCCGCGCGGACACCGUGGUCAGCCUCGUCAACAUGGUGGAGCAGGACCGGGACCUGUUCUCCCCCAAGCCCUACUGGAAGGAGUUCAGGUUCGACCUGACCCAGGUGCCGGUGGGAGAAGCGGUGACGGCCGCCGAGUUCCGCAUCUACAAAUCCCGGGGUGUCCCCAGGCACGCCAACAGCAGCCUCCACGUCAGCAUCUACGAGGUGGCUGCCCAGCAUUCCAACAGGGAGUCUGACCUGUUCCUGCUGGAUGUGCAGGACCUGCGUGCUGGGACAGAGGGCUGGCUGGUGUUUGAUGUCACAGCUGCCAGCAACCACUGGUCAGUGGAUCAGAAAUACAACCUGGGGCUGCGGCUCUACGUGGAGACAGAUGAUGGGCACAGCGUCGAUCCGGGCUCGGCCGGGCUCCUGGGGCGCCGGGGCCCCCGCUCCAAGCAGCCCUUCAUGGUGACAUUUUUCCGGGCCAGCCCCAGCCCCUCCCGUGUCACACGAGCAGCCAAACCCCCGAGGAGGCGACAGCCCAAGAAAUCCAACGACCUCCCCCACCCCAACAAGCUCCCGGGAAUUUUUGAUGAUGUCCACGCCACAGAUGGGCGGCAGGUCUGCCGGCGCCACGAGCUCUACGUCAGCUUCCAGGACCUCGGCUGGCUGGAUUGGGUGAUUGCUCCACAGGGAUACUCAGCCUACUACUGCGAGGGGGAGUGUGCAUUCCCACUGGACUCCUGCAUGAACGCCACCAACCACGCCAUCCUGCAGUCCCUGGUCCACCUGAUGAAGCCUGAGGCCGUGCCCAAGGCGUGCUGUGCCCCCACCAAGCUCAGUGCCACCUCUGUCCUCUACUACGACAGCAACAACAACGUCAUCCUCAAAAAGCAUCGGAACAUGGUGGUGAAAUCCUGCGGCUGCCACUGAUGGACAGAGCAAUGUGACCCUGGGUUUCUGCUGCAUGCGUGGAAGAGGAGCUUUGUGGGCUGCAUCAGAGCAAAAUCCAUUAAUAAUAAUAAUAAUAAUAAAAGAAAACAAAAUUAAACCCCUCCCACCCCUUUCUAGAAGUGGAUGUAAAUAAUAUAAAACUUCAUUUUUUUCUUAUCCUGCUUGAUGAGACACAUAGAUAUAUACAAACAUAUAUAUAUAUAUAGGAAAGAGAGGAUUUUUGGCUGAUUCUGUUUUGUCUGUGACUGAUGUGUUUUCCCUGUGGUGGAGGCAGUUUAGGGGGGCAGGCAGCAUCCAGGCUGCUUUGGGACUGAGCUGUUUCUAGCUGUGUAUUUCUCCACUAACCCACCUCUAUCCAAGUGCUUUUAAUUCCCUUAAUGAAAAUAUCAUCAGCCAAUUAAGUAGCUGGCUGACUAACCCCCUCCUGUUUACCCAAAGUUCACCAAACUCAGCCAGUUGGGAAAAAAAAUAAAAUAUCCAUAUUGAGCUACAGCACUGUUAUAAAAUAAACGCAAAGUUUGGAAAGUAAA